GAUAUGAGUUUAGAAAUAAAUAUACAUAUGAAAUCUAUAAUAUAUGGGAUUUUUGAUGAAAAGGUAGAUAACAUGAAACAUGAGUUCUUGUAGUUUAUCAUCGCUAUUGUAAAGUCUAAACUUUGGAAAACAAGAUGUCGGAUGACCAUAGACCAACAAUUCGUGUCCAGCAGAAACGUUUUUAAACAAAUUAAAAUUGAACUAAAGAGACUGCGGACGUUGAACACGCCAUUCAAAGACACUGACUUAUGGGACAUUUUUAAAUUGUAGGGUGUUAAGGUAUGUGUAUGUAUAUGCUGUCUUUAUUAUGCUCUGUCUAUUUAUAUUUUGUUAUUAUUUGCUAACUAAAUAAAGUUUCUCUUAAAAAUGAAAAAAGAAAGAAAGGGCGGUAAGGGUCUGGGUAAAGGAGGCGCUAAGCGUCACCGUAAAGUGCUCCGCGAUAACAUCCAGGGCAUCACCAAACCGGCUAUCCGCCGUCUGGCUCGCCGUGGCGGCGUCAAGCGUAUCUCGGGUCUGAUCUACGAGGAGACGCGCGGCGUGCUCAAGGUGUUCCUGGAGAACGUGAUCAGGGACGCCGUCACCUACACCGAGCACGCCAAGAGGAAGACCGUCACCGCCAUGGAUGUGGUUUACGCUCUGAAGCGUCAGGGACGAACCCUGUACGGCUUCGGGGGUUAAACGCUCGACUCGAACAACGUGACGAAGUCAU
This is a messenger RNA of Colossoma macropomum (tambaqui), 709 nucleotides long. Its product is annotated as histone H4-like. The coding region runs from base 367 to 678 and encodes 103 amino acids. The transcript has a single exon. Gene Ontology annotation, molecular function: protein heterodimerization activity; structural constituent of chromatin; DNA binding. Gene Ontology annotation, cellular component: nucleosome. The record is from RefSeq and is a predicted model, not a curated record. NCBI's taxonomy places the organism in Eukaryota, Metazoa, Chordata, Actinopteri, Characiformes, Serrasalmidae. Gene Ontology annotation, biological process: nucleosome assembly.